Messenger RNA from Tribolium madens (black flour beetle), 3858 nucleotides. RefSeq lists its product as uncharacterized. The coding region runs from base 609 to 3080 and encodes 823 amino acids. Lineage: Eukaryota; Metazoa; Arthropoda; Insecta; Coleoptera; Tenebrionidae. The transcript is spliced from 8 exons. The record is from RefSeq and is a predicted model, not a curated record.
UUAAUACUAAACAAACACUUGAAAUAAAUCAAAUCGUUUAAAUAAUCGUAAAUUGUGUCUCAAGUUUGUUAUUAUUUGUCAGGUUGGUAGUAAUGUUUUUACGUCAAAAAAUUUUCCGGUAAUUACGCUUAAAACAAAAUUUUUUUGUGCUACAAUGUAGUGGUGAUGGUUUAGUUUCGUUGAUUUUGUGUUUUUGGGGCUGCUUGUAUUUUUUAGUAAAUACCUGACGUCACUUCGGCCCGAAGUUGUCCCCGUGUGCGCAUGCGCCCUUCCAAGGUCGUUUGAAAAGUGGCAGGUUAUAUGAUUCGAGUGUACCAAUGGUCUAAUCCCCGGAAAAGACUUUUUUAAUCGUCUGUGUCCCCAACUUGGGGUGUUGUUUAGUCCGUGUGAUGCCCGGAAGUCCGGAAUAGUGGCAGUUUUCCGGUGCUUCGUCGCGAUGUUGUGUCACGUGACGUCAUCGGUUGUCAUUUGUUCGCAAAAUGUGUUGUAAUGGCCGUCGUUGAAAAUGUGGAACAGUUCGCGUGAAAAAGCCCCCCAGACGCCCCAAAACAACUAAAAUUGUGUGUUUUGUAGACUUGUAAAUUUGUACAAAUGUGACAGACAGUUUGAUGCUCGAUCGCGAUGCGUCCCUUGCCGUGAACGAGUGCUCCAUUUCGAAGCGUUGUCGGUGCGGAAUGGCCCCCUCGCCGGAGAACGACUCUGCCCCCAAGGCCCCUGACAAGCCCCGACACGACAAGUGUGGCCCUAAGGAGAACAACAAGGACGACAAGACUUUGUCCGAUUUGAACGACGGCGAACUCAAGGGGCUGUUGGACGAAGCCCUGAAUUACAAGAACCCCAAAGACAGGGAGGGCAAGAGUAAACUGUUCAAUCACCUGUUGAACGAGGCUGAAGAAGACGAGAGGAAUGCACGAGCAGCUCGUGCCGGGGGCUCCGAAUUGGUCAGAUAUUGUAACCCCUCAGCAAAGCGAAAUUCAAGACAUCGGAAAAAACCGAGCUCAAUUUCGGAGAAUAUGAUGCACGGAGGGAGUCUCGAUAAUUUGGCCAAAGAGGAGCUCUUUGAGACUUCCAAACAUAGGACCAAAAAGAGUGUGAGUGCGAGACAACGAGAAGGGGGGAGUCUACCGUGUAAUGUGAAUUCAAGCACGAUUGGCCCCGAAUACCAAUUUCUUGAAGAAGCUCGCAAGAAGAAACAAAUGUCGGAGAAGAAACCAGAAGUUGUUGAAGAACAAAGACUCCUCGAACACGAUACUCUCGAUCAAAACUAUCAAGAGAAAAGCAACGAAUUGCAACAACAGUAUAAAUUUACAACACGGGCCUCUCUUCAAGUCAAUGUUUCAGAAUACGAAGACAUUGAUCGAAAUCGGACCGUGGAAAAGCAAGGGCUGCAACCGAGAGUACCAGUUUUCCAUGUAUUGAUGUCUAGGGGCGGCCCUUAUAACGAGGUGGACGGCCCCAUUCAAAUCCCCCAUUUGGAGCAGACAGUCGAUAGGAAAAAUUGCGUUCCGAAUAAAUCGAUUGCACAAAUUGUAGGGCCUGAUUGUGCUGGAACAAUUCGUAUUUCGAAUGAGUUGUCAAAGGUGGACGAAAAUGGUAACGCCCUUCAUCAAACGUCGCUAAAAGCAAAGAAAAAGAAAGUUUUGACCGAUAAAAACGUUGUUGUUUGUAAUGCCGAAAACGUAAAGGGGCACCGUAGCGACAUCAUCAACGAUAUGGAAAAACUAAUGGAGUUUAUCGGUAUUCCCAAUGACCAAUCUGAGAAAAAUCGCUCGAUUAAAUCGAAAUUAAAUCGACAUUCGAGCGACGACACCACCAAAUCGAAAAAACGUGCACAUUCGUCUAAAUCGAAAGACAAUCGAUCGAAAUUGAAAAAGAGCAAUUCACUCGGUGAGAUUUCCACGACGAAUUUAGACGAUUUCGAGUUUAAUAAAGACAAUGUUGUCUUACGGAACAAUAAGAAUGUUAUUGAUAAGCCUCGCGAACGUCGUUCGUGGGGUAACAUGGAGCCUCUACCCCUUCAAAAUCUAUACAAUUCGGCUGAGAAUCUUGAAAGUGCCGAAUUUCGUGUCGUCACCAAGAAAAAGAAGAGUAAAAAGCGUCACAAUUCAAUCAGCGGUCGUACGAAAACAUCAUCUAAUCCUAAUUCGAAAAGUAGCGUUCGUGGACCGUCACCACGACGUAAAUCGGCGUGUUCAGUGCCCCAUAGCGAGAAAUCAAACGAUUCAUCAGAUGUCGAUUCGGUGCAUUCGUUACCUAUUGAUACUCAAAGACUUGAUUUGGCAACGUCGAGACCGAUUUCGUAUGCUGAUAUGGCGAAAACAAACGAUAAACAAACGAAAGAGAGAAAAUUGAGCGAUAAAAUUGUGCCAAAAGAGACAAUUACGGACGGUAGAUGUGCAAUUAUUGCCACCGUUCCCGUGUGUGAUUCUAGUGUUAGAAAUACGCCACCUGAUUUUCAUAAUAGUAAGAAUUUUCCAGCGAUUACGAAACAAGUGUACGUCGUCGCAACCGAUAAAAACAAGUGUAGCAAUAAGGUGAAAAAUGUGAAUGUGAAAAACGUUAAAAAUAACGUUAAUAAAAUGGGCGGAGAACCAACGAAUGAGUUUAAGCCGCCCCCCAAUCAGGAGGAUUCCGACCCGAUGAUGGGCUACAGCAGUUCCUUACCGCCGGACAUCCCCGACGUUCAAACAAUCGAAAAGAUGCAAUUGAUGAAUCAAGGUUACGACAGCCCCCUUAACAACGGCAAUGACUGUAGUGUAGACUGUGAUAAUCCAUGUGAAAGAACUACGAUAGAUAACAACCAUCAUCGUCCUCCGGUCGUCAUCUUGAGCGGUUUAGGCAACAGCAAAGAGGUGCCGGGAUUGGUGUUCGGUUUCGAUAUAAACGAACAACUACUUUCCGAAGAUAACAAUAAAGAGUUUUGUUGCGACGAUUUCAUUUCGCGAUAUGUCGCACCGGAAACAUACACGACAAAAUCGCACAAUCACGAUAAAAUUGUCCAUUUUAUUGGUGCAGCCUGGGAGGAAGCACUUGUGAAUUUAUCGAACGGUAAAGUGCAGUACUAUGAUGACUUGCUAUAAAUACUAGUCAAAUUGUGUAUAGUGCAAUUGUGGGAACAAUGCUCGAAAAGGGUGACUAUUUAUUUUGAUUUUUAAUUUAUCAAGGGGUCGAUUAAGAUAUAAAUAAUGUAAAAUUUGUAACAUAGCUGUAUUAUGUACCAAAAUUGUAGGCUUUUUUGAUUUUUGAAGACGCUGUGCAUAGUGUAGGAGAGACACGUCGUAUCGCUGUAGCGUUUGUAUAGAUUAUGGAAGAAAAAUCAUAAAAAAAUGUUUGAUGUAUAUUAGACAUGUAUAUCGGGCGUAUUGUGGCAUUUAAGUGGAAUUGCAACGUACAAUGCGCCCCCAUCUUAAAUAGAUAUCACGUUAAAGUUGGUCUUUAACAUUGUUUAUUUAUUUUUUUGAUUCAAACCACGGUUUUACUCUUUGAAAAUCACAAUUUCAAACAGCCAAAACCGUAAUUAAUUAAUGUAAAAUAGUUGUAUUCAAGUGCGCUAAGUCAUUUUGAUUUUUUUGAAUAACUAGAGAGUCUAGCUAGUAAUGCGCUAGAUUUUAUACCGAUGAUAUAAUAAUCGAAUCGACGGCUCUGGCAACUGUAGACCGGCUCGAUUUUAUUUUUGUUGUAAAGAGAAAUUGUUAAAUUCAUUUCAAGCUUGUACUUACUCGUACAGUUGUCUCUCUUUGGGUAACUUUAAGUUUGUAUUUGAUUAAAAUUUAUUGUUACACUUUUAAAUAUGUUUACCGUGAACAGAAUUUAACUAUGUUCAUUGCUUUGAUAAAAAUAUACGAUUAUUUAUUCAGA